Messenger RNA from Malaclemys terrapin pileata, 1180 nucleotides. RefSeq names its product transmembrane protein 91 (gene TMEM91). The transcript is spliced from 4 exons. Lineage: Eukaryota; Metazoa; Chordata; Testudines; Emydidae. Bases 134 to 799 code for a protein of 221 amino acids. Gene Ontology annotation, cellular component: intracellular membrane-bounded organelle; membrane. The record is from RefSeq and is a predicted model, not a curated record.
CCCCCCGGGAUGGGGCGCGGGGGGGCGGAGCGGCUGGCGGGGGCCCGGACGGAGCCUGGCGCUGGUGGUCGGUGACCUGGGAGCCGAAGACCCCGCUGGACCCGCUGCCGGAGCAGGGAUCUCCCCCGGCCUCAUGGAGAACCUCCACGAACUACAGCACCCGCUGCUGGCCAAGGCCUCCGGGGGCGCCCCGGCGGGGGACACGCGGCGGGAACACCCUGGCUUCUUCGCUCGGCCCGGCUGGAGGUGCCUGCCCCCCGAGCUGCCCCAGCAGCUGCUGGACGCAGGGACCCUGCAGAGGACAGUGGAGCCGCUGGGCAGCCCCGAGCCGGCCCCCCACCCGGGCCCCACAUGGAAGGCCGGGGAGCCCCCCAGCUGGAGGAAGCAGGGUUACUGCGAGACGGCGUUCGGGGAGCCGGCCGAGCGCCCCAAGAAGCUCUGCCUGGAGAAGGACAUUCACACGGUCUGCUGCGAAGUGGGCGACGGGGAGCUGCUGCCUGACUUCGAGAACGACUCGUCGAGCGACAGCGACAGCGACUUCGGCCUGAUGCUGCCACAGGAUCACCUGGGCCUGGCCGUGUUCUCCAUGCUCUGCUGUUUCUGGCCUCUGGGCAUCGCCGCCUUCCACCUCUCCCAGAAGACCAACAAGGCCUCCGCCAAGGGCGAUUUCCCGGGGGCGCGGGCGGCCUCGCGUCGGACCUUCGCGCUGGCCGUGCUCUCCAUCCUGCUCGGCAUCUGCACCUACAUCGGCGCCGUGGUCGCGCUCAUCGCUUACCUGUCCGACAAGGACCCCCCCUAGUACCCUCCCGGGAAUGGGGGGUGGGGGGAAGAAGGCUGCCUGGACUGGGGGCGCCCCCCCGACAGACGGGGGCCGGCUCCUGGACACGCCUGAGCCCAGCGCUGCGGGGAUGGAGGCCAGCGGAGAGAUUUGGACUAGCGGCUCCCUCCCCGCCACCAGAGACAUGGGCCCGGACGCCUGGGUUCACCAGGAGCAGGGUUUGGGAGCCUGAUUCGUGGUGACCGACCGGACCUUCCCCCCUCACACACACUUUCUUCCUUCCUCCUUCAUGCCCCCCCCACUGUGUCCCCAUUUUGUAUGUCCCCCCCACCCGGCCUUCCGCUCAGGGUCACGCUCUGCCCGAGGGGCGUGCCCCAUCCAAUAAAGGCCCCGUGCACUUUG